AUGGAAAUAGACACGGAAAAAGGAUUUUUGCCAAAAACCUCGACAGACUUGCAAAUUGAGCCUCUAGAUGAUAAUAUUGUUGACUGGGAUGGUCCCGAAGACCCCGAGAACCCUCUCAACUGGACGAAAAAUAAGAAGAUCGGUGCCACAGUCUCGAUCGCGCUGAUCACCCUCCUCACGCCAUUGGGUUCAUCAAUGUUUGCCCCAGGAAUAGGGUAUUUGACAAAAGACUUCCACUUGACAAGCACAGAAAUCGAAUCGUUCGUGGUCUCUGUUUACCUCUUAGGUUACUGCUUUGGACCUCUCCUUAUUGGCCCGUUAUCUGAAUUAUACGGUCGACGAAUCAUGUACAACGCCUGCAACCUUCUCUAUGUGAUAUUUACCGUUGCAUGUGCCGUCGCACCCGAAAUUGGGAGCUUAAUCGUAUUUCGCUUUUUUGCGGGCUUCGCAGGAAGCUGUCCCUUAACAAUAGGCGCCGGUUCUAUUGCAGAUAUGUUUGUACAGGAGAAGAGAGGCGCGGCAAUUUUGCUUGUCAUCUUGCCCAAUCCCGACCCGUCUGGCCCGGUGCACCGCAUUAAAGCGCCCAAAGCUAAUACGUUCGACAGGGCCUUUUGGAGCCUAGGUCCUCUUUUAGGACCAGUUGUAGGGCCUGUAGCAGGUGGCUAUCUCACUCAAGCAAAGGGCUGGCGAUGGACAUUCUGGGUUCUUACCAUGGCCAGUGGAACUGUGAGCAUUUUGUCGAUUUUCACAAUCAAGGAAUCUUACCCACCUACUCUCCUAGCUCGAAAAACGAGGAAAAUGCAACAGCAGACCGGCAAUCUUAAUUUGCGAUCCAAACUGGAUACUGGCCGGACGCCAAAGGAAUUAUUUAUGCACGCAAUUGUUAGGCCUACUAAAAUGCUGUUCCUUUCGCCGAUUGUCUUCCUGAUGUCCCUCUACGUUGCCUUGAUCUACGGAUACCUCUAUCUGUUGUUUACAACUAUCAGUGAAGUGUUCGAGGAUCAAUAUGGUUUCUCACAGGGCUCUGUGGGACUCGCAUACCUAGGGAUUGGUAUAGGCAGCAUAAUCGGGCUCGUGUUCCUCGGCGCAACCUCCGACCGUCUGCUGAAAUACCUUACGGCCAAGAAUGGAGGAGCUUCGAAGCCCGAGUAUCGUUUGCCACUUAUGAUUCCCGCGUCCUUAUUUGUUCCGGUCGCUUUAUUCAUGUAUGGAUGGACAGCGUAUUAUAAAGUUGCCUGGAUUGCCCCUAUCAUCGGAACCUCAUUUCUAGGCGUUGGCAUGAUUUUGGCAUUCAUGACGGUCGGCACUUAUCUAGUAGAUGCGUUCACAAUUUAUGCUGCCUCUGCUAUGGCAGCGAAUACUGUUCUCCGAUCCUUGGCUGGUGCCCUGCUUCCACUCGCCGGGCCAGCGAUGUAUCAGACUCUUGGACUUGGCUGGGGAAACUCGUUGCUAGGCUUUAUUGCUCUGGCCAUGUUCCCAUUACCUAUUCUGUUCUACAUAUAUGGAGAGCGCAUCAGAACAAGCAAGAUGUUUAGGGUUGAGUUUUGA
Messenger RNA from Penicillium odoratum, 1548 nucleotides. RefSeq names its product MFS transporter. Gene Ontology annotation, biological process: transmembrane transport. Gene Ontology annotation, molecular function: transmembrane transporter activity. NCBI's taxonomy places the organism in Eukaryota, Fungi, Ascomycota, Eurotiomycetes, Eurotiales, Aspergillaceae. Bases 1 to 1548 code for a protein of 515 amino acids. The transcript has 5 exons. The record is from RefSeq and is a predicted model, not a curated record. Gene Ontology annotation, cellular component: membrane.